AUGAGGCGGCUCGGGGGCUUCUGUCUCCGGUGGCCGCCGUUGUUGUUGCUGCUGCUGCCGCUGCUUCUCCGGUGGGAAGCCCCUUUCUACGUGCGAGGUGCAGCUAGCAGCAGCUCCGAAUGUUCCUGUGGCCGCAACCAUUUCACCUGUGCCGUUAGUGCUUUUGGCGAAUGCACUUGCAUCCCUGCUCAGUGGCAGUGUGAUGGCGACAACGACUGUGGGGACCAUAGUGAUGAAGAUGGUUGUAUGCUUCCUACGUGCUCAUCCCUGGAUUUUCAUUGUGACAAUGGCAAAUGUAUCCGUCGAUCAUGGGUCUGUGAUGGAGACAAUGAUUGUGAGGAUGAUUCUGAUGAGCAGGACUGCCCUCCCAGGGAAUGUGAAGAAGACGAGUUCUCAUGUCAGAAUGGAUAUUGCAUACGCAGCCUAUGGCACUGCGAUGGUGACAAUGACUGUGGAGACAACAGUGACGAGCAGUGUGAUAUGAGGAAGUGUUCAGACAAAGAGUUUCGCUGCAGUGAUGGCAGCUGCAUAGCUGAGCACUGGUUCUGUGAUGGUGAUACUGACUGCAAGGAUGGAUCGGAUGAAGAGAACUGCCCAUCAGAUGUUCCAGCAGCAACAUGCAACCUAGAGGAAUUCCAAUGUGCCUAUGGGCGUUGUAUCCUGGACAUUUACCACUGUGAUGGAGAUGAUGACUGUGGGGAUUGGUCCGAUGAAUCUGAUUGCUCCUCUCACCAGCCGUGCCGCUCGGGAGAGUUCAUGUGCAAUAGUGGCUUGUGCAUUAAUGCUGGCUGGAGGUGUGAUGGUGAUUUUGAUUGCGAUGACCAGUCGGAUGAGAAAAACUGCACGACCUCUAUGUGCACAGCUGACCAGUUCCGAUGUAAAUCUGGCCGCUGCGUUCGGCUGUCUUGGCGCUGUGAUGGGGAGGGAGACUGCUCUGAUUACAGCGAUGAGGAAGACUGUGAGGACUCGGGGAUCCCACAAUGUUCCCCUGACCAAUUUCUGUGUGAAAAUGGGCGCUGCAUUGGCCAACGGAAGCUGUGUAAUGGUGCCAAUGAUUGUGGAGAUGGCAGUGAUGAGAGCCCUGCCCAAAACUGCCGUCCUCUAACUGGAGAGGAAAAUUGUAACGUCAACAAUGGGGACUGCGCCCAGAAAUGCCAGAUGAUUCGCGGAAUAGUGCAAUGUACCUGCCAUACAGGUUAUAGGCUUCUGGAGGAUGGUAGAUCAUGUCAGGAUGUGAACGAAUGUGCAGAGGAAGGUUAUUGCAGUCAGGGGUGCACCAACAGUGAGGGUGGUUUCCAGUGCUGGUGUGAACAAGGCUAUGAGCUUCGCCCGGACAAGCGCAGCUGCAAAGCCCUGGGGCCAGAACCUGUGCUGCUUUUUGCCAAUCGGAUUGACAUCCGACAGGUCUUACCCCACCGCUCCGAGUACACGUUGCUUCUAAACAACCUUGAAAAUGCCAUUGCCCUGGAUUUCCACCAUAACAAGGAAUUAGUGUUCUGGUCUGAUGUCACACUGGACCGCAUUAUGAGAGCUAAUCUGAAUGGUAGCAACGUGGAGGAAGUGGUGUCUACAGGAUUGGAGAGUCCAGGUGGGCUAGCCAUUGAUUGGAUCCAUGACAAGUUAUACUGGACAGACUCUGGGACAUCUCGCAUUGAAGUGGCAAAUUUGGAUGGAAUGCACCGAAAGGUACUUCUUUGGAAGAAUCUAGAGAAACCUCGUGCAAUUGCUCUUCACCCUAUGGAAGGCACCAUCUACUGGACAGAUUGGGGAAACACUCCUCGCAUUGAAUACUCUAACAUGGAUGGAUCCAAUCGGCGCAUUAUUGCUGAUACUCAUCUCUUUUGGCCAAAUGGGCUAACUAUUGACUAUGCAGGGCAUCGGAUGUACUGGGUAGAUGCCAAGCAUCAUGUUAUUGAGAGGGCUGAUUUGGAUGGAAAGAACAGGAAGGCUGUUAUUAGUCAAGGCCUUCCACAUCCAUUUGCUAUCACUGUAUUUGAAGAUAGCCUGUACUGGACAGAUUGGCAUACCAAGAGUAUAAACAGUGCCAACAAAUUUACUGGAAAAAAUCAAGAGAUCAUCCGUAACAAGCUUCAUUUCCCCAUGGAUAUCCAUACUUUGCAUCCUCAGCGCCAACCAGCAGGGAGAAAUCGCUGUGGAACCAACAAUGGUGGCUGUACUCAUCUCUGUUUGCCAAAUAACAAGGGCUAUACCUGCGCAUGUCCCACAGGUUUUCGGAAGACUAGCGGCCAUACUUGUGCCCAGAGUCUUGACAAGUUCCUGCUUUUUGCCCGAAGGAUGGACAUCCGUCGUAUCAGCUUCGACACAGAAGACCUGUCUGAUGUUGUCAUCCCCUUGGCAGAUGUGCGCAGUGCUGUGGCUCUGGACUGGGAUGCACAGGGUGACUAUGUCUACUGGACAGAUGUUAGCACUGAUUCCAUUAGUCGGGCAAAAUGGAAUGGAACAGGCCAGGAGAUUGUGGUGGAGAGCAGUCUUGAAAGCCCAGCUGGUCUUGCUGUUGAUUGGGUCACAAACAAGUUGUACUGGACAGAUGCAGGAACAGACCGGAUAGAGGUAUCUAACAUAGAUGGGACCAUGAGGACUGUUCUAAUAUGGGAAAACCUAGACAGACCAAGAGAUAUUGUGGUGGACCCUGUUGGAAGGUUCAUGUACUGGACUGACUGGGGAGCUAACCCAAAAAUUGAGCGUUCAGGAAUGGAUGCCUCUGAUCGGUUGGUGAUCAUCUCUUCCAACCUGACCUGGCCCAAUGGGCUGGCUAUUGACUAUGAGUCUCAGCGCUUAUACUGGGCAGAUGCUGGCAUGAAGACAAUUGAGUAUGCUGGCCUGGAUGGCAGUAAUAGAAAGAUAUUGAUUGGGAGCAAUUUGCCUCACCCAUUUGGGCUCACUCUUUACGGAGGACGGAUCUACUGGACAGACUGGCAGACGAAAAGCAUUCAGAGUGCAGACAAAAGGACAGGGCUGGGUCAUGAGACUCUACAGGACAACCUAGAAAACCUUAUGGACAUCCAUGUCUUUCAUCGGCAGAGACCUGCAGUGCAUACACCGUGCCACAUUAAUAAUGGUGGAUGCAGUCAUCUUUGUCUCUUGGCUCCACUUCCUAAAGGCUACAGCUGUUCUUGCCCUACUGGCAUCAACCUACAACCGGAUGGCAGAACAUGUUUACCUGGAAUGACUACCUUCCUGAUCUUUGCAAGAAGGUCGGAUAUUCGUCUGGUUUCACUUGAUAUUCCAUAUUUUGCUGAUGUAGUUGUCUCAGUCAAUGUCACUAUGAAAAACACCAUCGCCAUUGGAGUUGAUCCCGAAGAAGGAAAGGUUUAUUGGUCAGACAGCACACUGAGGAAGAUCAGCAGAGCUUCACUGGAUGGGUCUCAGUACGAAGAUAUUAUUACUAUAGGAUUGCAAACCACAGAUGGAUUAGCUGUGGAUGCUAUUGGCCGCAAAGUGUAUUGGACUGAUACUGGAACAAACAGAAUUGAAGUGGCCAACCUGGAUGGGACAAUGAGAAAAGUUUUGAUAUGGGAAAACCUGGACAGCCCACGGGCAAUUGCAUUAUAUCAUGAAAUGGGGUAUAUGUAUUGGACAGACUGGGGUGAAAAUGCUAAACUGGAACGAGCUGGGAUGGAUGGCUCUAACCGCAUGGUGCUUAUUAGCAACAACCUGGGGUGGCCUAAUGGUCUGGCUGUGGAUAAAGCUGGAUCACAACUAUUUUGGGCUGAUGCACAUACUGAGCGUAUUGAAGCUUCGGAUCUGAAUGGUGCAAACCGUCAUACCCUCCUCUCCCCAGUGCAGCACCCUUAUGGCCUAACUUUAUUAGAUUCUUACAUCUAUUGGACUGAUUGGCAAACAAGAAGCAUUCACCGAGCUGAUAAGAGCACCGGCGCUAAUGUCAUCUUGGUGAGAACAAAUCUUCCUGGAUUAAUGGACAUCCAGGGCAUUGACAGAGGGAGACCUCUUGGUACUAACAAAUGUGGCAUGAAAAAUGGAGGAUGCUCUCAUCUCUGCCUCCCAAACCCCGAAGGCUUCUCAUGUGCCUGCCCUACUGGAAUUCAACUGAAGAUUGAUGAAAGGUCUUGUGAUCCUUCUCCUGAAACCUACCUGCUCUUCUCUAGCCGGGGCUCCAUCAGGAGAAUCUCACUAGAUACUAGUGAUCACAUUGAUGUUUAUGUCCCUGUCCCAGAGUUGAACAAUGUUAUCUCCUUGGACUAUGACAGUGUAGAUGGCAAGGUUUACUACACAGAUGUCAUAUUAGAUGUCAUCAGGCGAGCAGAUCUAGAUGGCAGUAAUAUGGAAACUAUUAUUGGCCAAGGACUAAAGAGAACAGAUGGUUUGUCUGUGGACUGGGUAGCUCGAAAUCUAUAUUGGACAGACACUGGCCGCAACACAAUUGAAGUUGCAAAACUGGAUGGAAGCUGCAGGAAAGUGCUAAUAAAUAACAGUCUGGAUGAACCACGGGCAAUUGCCGUCUUUCCUAGAAAAGGAUACCUCUUCUGGACUGACUGGGGACAUAUUGCUAAAAUUGAGCGGGCAAACCUGGAUGGUUCUGAACGAAAGAUAUUGAUCAAUACUGAUUUAGGCUGGCCCAAUGGACUGACUUUGGAUUAUGACAUCAGAAGGAUUUAUUGGGUAGAUGCUCAUCUAGACCGCAUAGAAAGUGCUGAUCUUAAUGGGAAAUUGCGGCAAGUGUUGAUCAGUCAAGUGUCACAUCCCUUUGCCUUGACACAGCAGGAUAGGUGGCUGUAUUGGACAGACUGGCAAACAAAAUCUAUUCAGCGUGUGGACAAAUACUCUGGUCGUAAUAAGGAGACUGUGUUAGCCAAUGUAGAAGGACUUAUGGAUAUUAUUGUGGUUUCUCCUCAAAGGCAAACAGGCACAAACAUUUGUGGCGUGAAUAAUGGAGGCUGUACCCAUCUCUGCUUUGCCAGGGCUUCUGACUUUGUUUGUGCAUGUCCCGAUGAACCAGAUGGACGGCCUUGUUUUAAUGUUCCUAGCAUGGGGCCUCCAAAUCCUGAGACAACUCAUGCAAGCAAAAGGAGCCAGACUUCUACUGACAGAUUUAAAACUCCAACAACCAAGCCUCAUAUUUCUGUGGAAACAAUAGAAGGAAACUGCUCUGACAAGAAAGUUGGUCAAGGUUUAUGCAACCGAGCAAAUGAAGCAAUAUUGGCAACUGCAGGAGAAGGGCUACAUGUCAGUUACAUCACUGGAGGUCUUCUCAGUAUACUGAGUAUUCUGCUGCUGAUUGGUGCUGUGAUUAUAUACAGGCAUAAGAAAUCCAAAUUCACAGAUCCUAAUCUAAGUAAUCUGACAUACAGUAAUCCCUCUUAUCGGACAUCUACCCAAGAAGUGAAGAUUGAAACAAUUCCCAAGCCAGCCAUAUAUAAUCAGCUCUGCUUUAAGAAGGAGACUGGUCCUGAUCAUAAUUACACCAAGGACAAGAUCAAGAUUGUUGAAGGAAUAUGCCUCUUAUCCAAUGAUGAAUCUGAAUGGGAUGAUCUUAAACAGAUAAGAAGCUCUCGGGGAUGUAUUCUCCGCGACCAUGUAUGCAUGAAGACUGACACAGUCUCUAUCCAAGCCAGCUCUGGCUCACUGGGUGACACUGAAACUGAGCAAUUGUUGAAAGAAGAGCAGUCAGAAUGCAGCAGCAUCAAUGCAGCCACUACUCCUGAAUGUCAUGGCUCCCUUCCAGACACAGGCUGGAAGCACCAGCGCAAACCCUCAACAGAAAGUGAAGUCUAAAGAAUAUGCAGAGACUUGUCCCUCCUACUGUCAUCCUUCACAUUGAUGAAAUAGGAUCCUGCCUUCUAUUCAACAAAAAAGUUUGAACUACAGAGACUUCCUUUGCAGAAGCAUUUGAACUGGACUGUGCCUUUGAGGCAGUUGGAACACAGCUAAGGGACCCUUUUCACUCACUGCUAGAUGUUUAUUUAUCAUCCCUUCAUCUUAAAAGCUGUGGUAUUGAAUCUAGCAGUAGUUUCUUUUUCACUUGAAUUGACACAGCUUUCAUUUGGCUUGUGCAUAAGUUGGUCAAAGAUUCCAAAUCUUCAGUGGCCAGUUUUAUGAACUUAGCCAUAAUUGAUACCUGUUAUCUUUUCUCAGAGGGUAUUGGCACUAACUGGAUUUUGCACUGUACUCCUUCUGUUUUAAGAGGAAAGGGUUAGGGCCAAUUGAACUGUCUGAAGAGAACAAGGGAAUACAAGAACAGGUCACUUUCACAGGUUCUGUACAGGGAGAGCAAAUACAUCUGAAACUUAAUUACAAGGGGCAAUAAAAUAUCACUACCAUUUUUACAAACUGGGGAACCACUGCUGCAUCUAAUGUAGGAUGUGAGGAUUUUAAGAGGGUAAAGUCUUAGUCUGUUGCUGGCAACAGUCAUUGGUCCUGUGACAUCCAUCAUAAUACCCUUUCUAAAAUAUAGAUAGAACUUACAAAUCUGUUUCCUGGAUAGACUGUUUUAUUUCCAUUUUCACUGGGCUUCCAUUUAGUUUUGACCUGCAAAGAACAUUCUGGUGCAACAUUGUUUAAUCAUUCUUAUUACCUGGUUCACAGGGCCAACUGCUGAAAAACUGUGCUGCUGAAAUGUGUGUGGAACCCAAAAGCAGUGUAUUAGGUUUAAGUAUCUGGAACAAAAUUGAUGUAGUAAAAAUCCAGUUCCAAUUUUCUGUUGAAAAAUAGGGCUCUUCUAACUUAUUUUUUGCCUGUCUUUUCUCUUUAGAAAUCCUGGAAGGAAUAAUUUAGCUGCACCUUUUUUCUCCUAUAUGCUGUAUUAGUUGAACAGACAAAAUGAGGUAUCAAAAAGUGGAUGUGUGCAAUUUAAAAGAAUAAUGUAUUUGGAUAGGAAAUAAUGCAGUUGACAGAUGGCACACUACAAACAAUUUGUUUAUAUAAAAAUCCUUCCUUUUUAACUACAUCAAAAAUGAUGCUAUUACUCAUUCUAUGCUAUAACAAAAAGUCAAAAGCUGAGAAACUGUCAUUUCACAAUAUGCACUGUUGGUGAUGACUUACACAACAAAGAAUGUUUUUCACAUUGUCCAAACUUUAUUUGACAACACAGAAGUUCUACGGAGGCCCUAUCUAGAACUAUUAACCAUAUGAGGUAUUCUCUGGGAAAAUGUGAUUCAGUCUCAUUCUAAUCCUACAGCUUCUCCCCCAUGGUCAAUGAAAGAUGGAUAAUGGUGGUGUCCCUGAAGGGUUAGUCUUGAUAAAGAGCACAAAUUUCUUGUGCACCAAACUAGUCAUCCAUCUGAUUUCUAUAUUGUUCCGGCAGAAAAAAAUUCAAAUGGAUUCAUGAACCACUGCAAUAUUAUUUUACU
This is a messenger RNA of Pseudonaja textilis, 7328 nucleotides long. It is a transcript of the gene LRP4, whose product is annotated as LDL receptor related protein 4. The record is from RefSeq and is a predicted model, not a curated record. Gene Ontology annotation, molecular function: protein binding; calcium ion binding. Lineage: Eukaryota; Metazoa; Chordata; Lepidosauria; Squamata; Elapidae. Gene Ontology annotation, cellular component: plasma membrane; signaling receptor complex.